Molecule: messenger RNA, 2594 nt
Organism: Pseudopipra pipra
Lineage: Eukaryota; Metazoa; Chordata; Aves; Passeriformes; Pipridae
Gene: ZBTB8B
Product: zinc finger and BTB domain containing 8B
Exons: 4
Coding region: 108-1538 (476 amino acids)
Biological process (GO): regulation of transcription by RNA polymerase II
Molecular function (GO): RNA polymerase II cis-regulatory region sequence-specific DNA binding; DNA-binding transcription factor activity, RNA polymerase II-specific; protein binding
Source: RefSeq, a predicted model, not a curated record
UCCAUGGGGUCUUGGUACCGGGAAGAACCGUCCUUGACGUUCGGGACACCCUCGGUACCGGGCAGGAAGGUCCUUGGAACAGAGAAGGAUGCCGGUACCGGGAAGCCAUGGAGGUGCAGUCCUACUACACCAAACUGCUGGGGGAGCUGAACGAGCAGCGCAAGCGGGACUUCUUCUGCGACUGCAGCAUCAUCGUGGAGGGCCGGAUCUUCAAGGCGCACAAGAACAUCCUGUUCGCCAACAGCGGCUACUUCCGAGCGCUGCUCAUCCACUACAUCCAGGACAGCGGCCGCCACAGCACCGCCUCCCUGGACAUCGUCACCUCCGAGGCCUUCUCCGUCAUCCUGGACUUCCUGUACUCCGGGAAGCUCGACCUGUGCGGGGAGAACGUGAUCGAGGUGAUGUCGGCCGCCAGCUACCUGCAGAUGACCGACGUGGUCAACUUCUGCAAGACCUACAUCAGGUCCUCCCUGGACAUCUGCAGGAAGAUCGAGCGGGAGGCGGCUUUCUACCAGGCGGACAGCGGGAGCUCUGCCAGGGAGGGCACGUCCCUCGGCCCCCGGGGACAGUGCCCUGCCCCUGGCUCGUCCCUGCAGGAUAAGGAAGGGGUCUCGGGCUGCCAGCGGGACCCCCCGUGCGGGGACUGCAGCAGCUGCCACCCCCUGGAGCUGGUGGUGAGGGACCCCCUGGGCGGCGACUCCCAGGACGGGGUGAACUCCUCGCUGCCCAGGGGGGUGGAACCCAAGGUGGAGUUCGACCCCGACGACGACGGGGAGGUGGAGGUGGGCGAGAGGCUGCCCCAGUAUCCCGCCCCGCUGUCCCUGGAGCACAUGGAGGAGGGGCAGCCCGUGGACCUGGCCUGCAACAACUACCACAUGAAGCAGUUCCUGGAGGCCCUGCUGCGCAACAGCUCGGCCCAGAGGAAGGAGGACGUGGUGCAGCACUUUGUGAGGGGGUUUGAGGGCAGGACGGAGGACGCAGGGGUGGCCAUGAGCUCCAUGGUGGACAUUCACAGCGACUGGUAUGGUGAGGACACAGGUGACGUGCUGGUGGUGCCAAUCAAGCUGCACAAGUGCCCCUUCUGCCCUUACACGGCCAAGCAGAAGGGGAUCCUGAAGAGGCACAUCCGCUCCCACACCGGGGAGAGGCCCUACCCCUGUGAGACCUGUGGGAAGCGCUUCACCCGCCAGGAGCACCUCCGGAGCCACGCCCUGAGCGUUCACCGCUCCAACAAGCCCAUCAUCUGCAAGGGCUGCAGGAGGACCUUCACCAACAGCCUGUCCCCGGGGCUGCGGCGCUUCGGGCUCUGCGACAGCUGCACGUGCGUCACCACCACCCACGAGGACUCCGUGCCCAUCAACCUCAGCCUCGUGGAAACGGCCUCUGAGGGCCAGGAGAAGGGGGAUGCCGACAGCGACUGGCCCAUCUACGUGGAAUCCGGGGAGGAGAACGACCCGGCCGACGAGGAGGAGGAGGAGGAGGGGGAUGACAAGCAGGAGAUCCACAGGAGUUUGUCGGACAGGGAAGCGCUGAUGUAGCAGUGGGAGGGGAGAGGGAGCACCGGGAGCCUCCCCUGGCAGCAACAGAAAACUGCACGUUUGCCCCAGUUAGUGACACUGUGCUGGUUUUUAUUCCUUUUUUUUUUUUUUUUUUAAUAGAACGGUGGGGAAAAUCGGAAUUUUUAACGCUUUUUAAGUCUUCAGUGCUGUGCACCAGAAAUCUGUGAAGAAUCUCCUGUCUGGGGUUCGCAGAGCUUGGACUUGAGCAAUUUCUCUGCCUCUCUGGUUUUGAGUUUGCAGGUGGUGGGACAUCUCUGUGUUGUUUUGAUAACAGGUUUCUUCAAACAGUGCUGUUGUGGUCCUCAAUCCCUGACCUGAAAGGGGCACCACCUUCUCUCUGAAGAUGACAUGAAAUGUAGUUUACAUCUGAAGAUGACAUGAAAUGUAGUUUACAUCUCUUACCUUGGGACUUUUUAAAUCUUUAAACUGUGAUCCUUCUGUGUCAGGACAGUAUUACCUAAACUGUAAACCAGGAGUGUUUGCUUGGACUGGGUUUGACCUGGAAACCAGGGCAGAAAAACCAGGAUAACAAAAAUAUGCUGCUGCUGAAGGGAUAGACAGUAAGAAUAGUUGUAUUUCACGUGUCCUUAAUCGCAGGAAUUUGGAGAUCAAGUUUCUCUUCCUGAAUUUUUACUGCAUCUUCCUCUCUCAAGAGCUCAGGCUGCAGAUCUUCAGAUGUGUCUUUAAUGUCACUUAGACAUCAGCAGUCUUGGCUUGAGAAAUAUUAAGCAAAUGAUGGUGUCUGGUGGCCUGGUCUCUUGGUUUAGAAGUGUGAAAUGCCCAAAUUCUCUUCAGCUUUUUACAGCAGGAGUUAAAAGCUGUCGAGCAGGUUCCUUGGGAAUUCUGACACUGACAGAUUAAAAAGUAGAUCCACAGCUGGUGUGGCUGAGGAGCAGUGAAGUAUCCAGAUCUGCUGUAACAGAGCUCUGAACACCCUUUUUGAAUCCCUUUCACUAUAAUUUCUUUUAGAAUUUGGGGAUCCUUCUCAUGGUUUAUGUUGCUGUGUGAAUUUCCCUGAGUAUUUUUUUAUUUUUU